This is a messenger RNA of Crotalus tigris (Tiger rattlesnake), 660 nucleotides long. RefSeq names its product RNA-binding protein 14-like. Gene Ontology annotation, biological process: mRNA splicing, via spliceosome. The transcript is spliced from 2 exons. NCBI's taxonomy places the organism in Eukaryota, Metazoa, Chordata, Lepidosauria, Squamata, Viperidae. Gene Ontology annotation, molecular function: mRNA binding. The record is from RefSeq and is a predicted model, not a curated record. The coding region runs from base 109 to 660 and encodes 183 amino acids. Gene Ontology annotation, cellular component: nuclear speck.
UCUCUCUCACGGGCGCCAUUUUGUGGAUCCACGUCAUCUGGCUUCUUUCCUUCUCUCCGGGCCUCCAAGGGAUGGGCGGGCCCGGUGCAGCCGGGCGUGGAGGUGCUCAUGGGCGGCGUGCCUGGGGGGGCAUCGCGGGUGGAGCUGCGCGACCUCUUCAAGGCGGCCGUGCCGGGCGUGGUGGUGAAGGUGGCCCUCAUGAAGCAGUUCGCCUUCAUCCACCUGUGCAACGAGGCGGCGGCCGAGCGCGCCAUCCAGAAGCUCAAUGGGCACCUCCUGCACUGCCACCGCGUGGUCGUGGAGUUCUCCCGCCCGAGGCCCACCCACACCGUCAAGACCUUCAUGGGCAACGUCUCGGCCGCCUGCACCAGCGGCGAGCUGCGCGUCCUCUUCCAGGAGUUCGGGCCCGUCAUCGAGUGCCACAUCGUGAAAGGAGUGGGAGAGGCGAGCUUGUGGCCUAGAAAUCUACUCUGUACAUGCUCAGAGGUGUUGUUACGUUCUCCAUUCCCGGCUGCGGUCCCAGCAAUUGAAACCAACUCAGCUUUAAGGAGCCUCAAGUAUGAACAGCUGGAGCCGGAUCAGGCUCCAAUUGCUGCAAGGGCAAUCUACUCAGGCCAUCAGCAUGACCCAUAUCUUUUCCUGAUUUGUGAAUUAAGGUAA